This is a messenger RNA of Nematocida minor, 573 nucleotides long. RefSeq lists its product as uncharacterized. The transcript has a single exon. The record is from RefSeq and is a predicted model, not a curated record. Lineage: Eukaryota; Fungi; Microsporidia. Bases 1 to 573 code for a protein of 190 amino acids.
AUGGCGUCUAAGAAGGAAGAGGUAAUUCGCAACGAAAUACUGUACAACACCCUUGCUAAGCUCCAGCCGGCAGACGGGACGAGCACAAACCAGAUAUCUUAUGUGGUGAAAAGGGCUAAUUUGUCCAGUACAGUCGUGUUGGCAGCGAUAUCUCUACUGCUAUCGGCAAAAGAAAAGCUUCCAAAGCACAUAGGCUCCCUAAAGAGACAGCUCAGCGAGAACAAGAGUGUUUCUCUAGAGAUACUGGAAAACAAGAUUGAAACAGCCCAGAGUCUGUGCAGCAGUACGUACAUGCUCUUCUCUAUUUCUCUGAUUAUCUCCUCCAAAUACCUUAUAGACAGAUCAUACAUUAAUCGGACAUGGUCCAACAUUCUCAUGAUCGACAGAUCGCUUGUGAACGAAUACGAAAGGUGUAUGCUGGAGGUGCUUGAGUACAAAGUAAGCGUAAACAGCAAGUCAAUAGACGAUCUGUGGUCCAAAAUGAACACAGGGCCCGCCAAGCAGGAAAAAAAGGAAAAUAAAAUCGUUAGAAGCAUCAAGAAGAUUGUGUCCUGUCUGUUCAAAAAUGAAUAG